Caenorhabditis bovis is the source of this 2523-nucleotide messenger RNA. Lineage: Eukaryota; Metazoa; Nematoda; Chromadorea; Rhabditida; Rhabditidae. The record is from the annotation of a GenBank genome assembly.
AUGCCAUCCGACGCUAAAAAAGCAAGAGACGCUGCAAAGAAAGCCGCCGCUAAGGCGUCAAAAGGAGGAAAGAAAAAGGUUGAAACAAAAACUGCCUCUGAUGCUCCAGCUGCUCAAGCCAACGGAACAGAAAUUGAUGAGGAGAUCGACCAGGCCGCUGCUCUUUUAAAAAAGAUCGAAUUAGAAAAUGCUCAAGCGAGAUCAGUUGCUGGAGCUUUGACAUCAAAUCCAAAAGGUCUUGAUCACAAAGUGGAAAGUUUAACGAUCACUUUCCAUGGUCGCGAAAUCGUCGUCGACACGAAGCUGGAACUGAACAGAGGACGUAGAUAUGGUCUGAUCGGAUUAAACGGUAGUGGAAAAUCAACGAUUCUUCAAGCUAUUUACAACAAGGAAAUGCCUAUCCCAGAUUCUGUCGAUAUGUACUUGGUGUCUCGAGAAAUGCCUGCUAGUGAAAUGACUGCUCUUCAAGCUGUUGUGGAUGUCGACGCCGCGCGAAAAGAAUUAGAACACUUGGCCGACACGCUCGCUAGUAUGCCUGAUGAUGAAAGCCAAGAGAAACUUAUGGAUGUUUAUGAUCGUCUUGAUGAAAUGGACGCCGAAUUGGCUGAGAAGCGAGCUGCCGAAAUUUUACAUGGUCUCGGCUUCACUAAAACAAUGCAAAUGAAGAAGUGCAAAGACUUUUCGGGAGGAUGGAGAAUGCGAAUUGCUUUGGCUAGAGCACUUUACUUAAAGCCUAGUAUUUUAUUACUUGAUGAGCCAACAAAUCAUCUUGAUUUGGAAGCUUGUGUGUGGCUUGAAGAAGAACUUAAACAAUACAAAAGAACUUUGCUUAUCGUUUCUCACUCUCAAGAUUUCAUGAAUGGAGUCUGUACUAAUAUUAUUCAUUUGUUCCAGAAGCAAUUAGUGUAUUAUGGAGGAAACUACGAUCAAUUCGUGAAAACAAGGCUUGAGUUGCUGGAAAACCAACAGAAACGAUACAAUUGGGAGCAAGCGCAACUCCAAAACAUGAAGGAUUAUGUUGCUCGUUUCGGCCACGGUUCCGCAAAAUUGGCGAGACAGGCUCAGUCUAAAGAAAAGACAAUGGCGAAGAUGAUCGCUGGCGGAUUGACAGAAAAAGCGGUGACGGAAACUGUCAAGCAAUUCUAUUUCUUCGACGCAGGAGAAAUUCCUCCACCAGUUAUUAUGGUGCAACACGUGUCAUUUAGAUAUAACGAGACAACGCCGUGGAUCUACAAAAAUAUCGAUUUCGGAAUCGAUUUAGAUACUAGAAUCGCGUUGGUCGGACCAAACGGAGCUGGUAAAUCAACAUUAUUGAAGCUUCUUUGUGGAGAUGUUAUGCCAACUGACGGAUUAAUCAGAAGGCAUUCGCAUUGUAAAAUUGGAAGAUACCAUCAGGGAUCAGAGUCUAACGACAAACCUCAAACAACGGACAAAACUAGCUCGAAACGAAGCUCGGUAAAAAGUAGCUCGUCGAAAAUGUCGAUGUCGGUUCGCCGUUCUCUUCGCGGAAACGCAAAGUCAGAGAACUUGCAGGCGACUAUGUUAACAUUCCAAGAAGUUAGAAAUCGUCCCGACCUUGCUCGUGUGCAACUCUUGUUGUGUAAUAUAUCCGAUAGGGAUAUUUUCGUUAAGUUGAAGUGUAACUCGAACUCAAAUGUCACGGCGUUGCCUACUAGCUCUGGACAUAUUGCUCCAAAAUCGCAAAUGAGAAUUUUGUUGAAUUGGAAAAUGAAUUCGAAAGAUGCGCAUAGUUGGAAAGAUGUCGCGAUGCCAAAAAUGUUACUGUCGACGUAUUUCUUACAAAAUGGUGCUACUCCUUCUACAGAAGAGACUCCAACUAAUACUAGGCUAAUGGCAAGAGUGAGCACCUCGAAAAAAUGCGAUCCGGAUAGUCCUCCCAUUGAGCAGCUUCUUCUUGACGCUGUCGGAAAAGAUGCUGGUGUUACUGGAGCUGCGACUAAUUCUCCAACAACUCCGGCUUAUCCGGCCGAUGAUUAUAUUGAUGAUCCGAAUGAGGAAAUGAAAUGGCUGAUUUACCUUCUGAUCGCUUUACAUCUUCACGAAGAACUGCCGCUAGAGCUUUCAGCUCUUGAAUUCAUGAUGAGGGAAUUCCCAGAUGUUAAAGAAAAGGAAGAAAUGCGGAAGAUCGUUGGAAGAUAUGGCAUCACUGGUCGUGAACAGGUGUGUCCAAUGAAACAGCUGUCCGAUGGUCAAAGAUGUCGUGUCUCUUUCGCAUGGCUCGCAUGGCAACAACCACAUUUGCUUCUUCUUGACGAACCUACAAAUCAUUUGGAUAUGGAAUCGAUUGAUGCUCUCGCUGAAGCGAUUAAUUGUUUUGCUGGAGGAAUGAUUCUCGUUUCUCACGAUUUCCGUCUCGUCUCUCAGGUCGCCGAGCAAGUUUGGGUUUGCGAUAACCAAGGAAUCCAAAAAUGGCCUGGUGAUAUCUUCUCGUUCAAGGAACAUUUGAGGAAACAAAUCGAUCACAAUUUGGACGGCCGAGCCGCCGUCGCCAAAGAGCGUUAA